Messenger RNA from Aplosporella prunicola CBS 121167, 849 nucleotides. RefSeq lists its product as uncharacterized. The transcript has a single exon. The record is from RefSeq and is a predicted model, not a curated record. Bases 317 to 754 code for a protein of 145 amino acids. Lineage: Eukaryota; Fungi; Ascomycota; Dothideomycetes; Botryosphaeriales; Aplosporellaceae.
CGCCUGAUGCCGAUCGCAGCAAGAGGCAAGCCGGCGAUUUGCUGGCCGGGGGGACGACGUUCGUCAUCUCGCGGCGGGGUGGGUGCCAAGGGGCUCCUGCGUCGCGGAUCGCUGCUUAUCGACGCCUCGAGUGGGCCCGUCGUUGGGCGGGGCGGGUUCGUCUCUUCAUUUGGAGCGAAUUGGAAGGGGAGCCACCAAGGCCGCUUUUCAUCUCGUUGGGUGGGAAGCUGGAGAAAACGGGGAUGGAGCGGGCGGGUGGCGGUAGCGGGAGCGGAGACGAGACGAAACGAGAAACGACCAGAGAGAGAUUGGAGAGAUGGGGGUGGGCAGCAGGGCAGGGGAGUUGUGUUUCUUCCAUCCCCAGCCACAGCUCAGUCAGCGCUUUCCCUGCGCUUUUUUGCGGGCGUGUCGCGUCGCUGAAACAAGGGUCCAAGCCCGACACGCGCGUCUACAUCACGUGACGGGGCAACAUCAAGUUGCAACCUUGAACCCGCUGGAUACAACCGCAACCAUUUUCUCCACGAUCUCCCUGGAGCCUGACGGGCAAAACGCCAAGCGAGGCACGGGGGCACGCGCAUUGCCGUUUGCGGCUUCCUGUCACAGCCUUAACCCGGGAGUCUAUGGGGCCUGCCGCCCUCCGCCAUAUCAAUCUCCGUCAUGGCUUCCAUCGCUCACCGCACUUUUCGGGCUUGUUUGUCUUUUGUUCUUUCUGUCGCCUUUUUGGCUGUCGGUGUCGGGUAAGGGUGGUGUAUAGUACUUAUUGUGGACUGUACGUAGCUAGCGAAACCCCCCAACCCCCCGGCGACGGGUGGGGGCUCCCCGAGUAAUCCGUACCUAGCUAUGUACCUU